CAGUAAAGGAAUGAGGCAUUACGUCAGUCGACUGCAAACUUCCUAAGUGCACGUAGCGAAAAUGACCGAACCUCUCGAUACGGAAGAUGCAAAUGCAGAAAAUAUGGAAUUGCGUCCUUACGAGUCUUCAGAAGAAGCGGUGGAAAGAGGGGGCGACGAAGAGAGGGGGGACUCGGACAAUCCGUUAACUGAGCAGAAUGGUGUGAGCGACGACGUACCGGAAGAUCGAGAGGAAGCCAGGAGGUGCACGUGUAAUUGUGAAUUCGUUUGUUUAAUAUUACCCUUGGUUUUAAUGACUGUCGAUCAAGUUAUGGACGGAUUGAGCUUCUACAAUUUCUACAUUGGAGGGCACAUCGUGUUCUUUGUGUUGAAUCUGGUGUUCGUGGUCGGUCCCUCAUUGUGCAUUCACCUAGUCGCCACUGUAGCGUUGGAACUAUCCUGGUGGAAGGCUCUGCUGUGUUUUCCCGUCGCUCCGUGGGUUCUACUAGUGAAGGUUAUAUGUAUCCAUAUCAGAGGAACUAAGGAGCAAGAAAAAAUAAAAAGAACUUCAAAGAAUAUGAGUGUAUGUGAAGGCUAUUUUGAAGCUGUGCCUCAGCUGUUCAUCCAAAUGACUGCUUUGAAAAUCGGCAUUUUCAAGGACUCUCGAGUUAUUUCCUCGUGUGUGAAGAUGGUAUUCAGCUGCGUCACUGCCUCGUUUGCUCUUCUGUCUGUCUUCCGCAAGCAAAUGCAUUGGCUUCUUCAAGGAGUUUCUGUAGUUCUAGUGGCCAUGGUCUUAGGGUCGCGAGUCUUCGUGUGUGCGUCUCUGUUUUCCCUCGAAGGUCCCCUGCUCUGCACGGGCUUCCUUCCUCUAGCGCUCAGUUUCUUCCUCGCAUGGGUCACCGACUACGUGUUCAAGAGGGAAAAAGUGUCAACUCUCAGAGCAUAUAUAAAAGCUACCCUUCUGCCUCCUGAGGACAAGGCUGGCGGCAUGGCAUCCCUGGUGUACUGUGCCUUCGGGUUAGUCUUCUGGCUGCUCACUAUAUCUCAACCCUUAAGUGUUCUUGUCUUCGUGGGCGUGACCGUCAUUCAUAUCCUUGGAGGAAUUGGGUGGAUGAUACUAACACAAAACGGACAUAAGUCUUGCAAGGGUAAGGGGAAGAAAGGUUCAUGCUUGCCGUAAUAUUCUUCUGCCCAGUGGGUUUGUUCUUCCCUCCACUGUCAAAACCCCAAGGGCCCUUUGGAGCGCUAGCAUACCCCCGACCAA
Messenger RNA from Penaeus indicus, 1243 nucleotides. RefSeq lists its product as uncharacterized. Gene Ontology annotation, cellular component: membrane. Bases 62 to 1159 code for a protein of 365 amino acids. The record is from RefSeq and is a predicted model, not a curated record. Lineage: Eukaryota; Metazoa; Arthropoda; Malacostraca; Decapoda; Penaeidae. The transcript has 5 exons.